UUUAACGGUUGACUCUAUCAGAAUUCGUUUAUUUUUGAGAAUUCAAACGAAGAAUCUUCCUCUUACUUGUCGCUCUUUCCAUCAUUCCGCUGAUCUGUUUAUUAUUGAAUUUAUUUUUUUUAAAGAUAGUAUGAAGUGCUAGCAAGUAAAAUAUCCAGCUAUGUUUGAAAAUUAUAUUUGGAGGAGAGUAGGCGUGCCCAACAGAUGAUAUACAUGGUGUUAAACACACAAAGUCAGCAAUCUGACACACAAACAGUGAUAAAUAUGACUAAAAAAUGAAUUUAUCAUUAAAAACAUUCAUUCAUCAAGUUCUCAUUGACUGUUAAAAUUGUACAUUCUUGAAUCCUUUACGCAGAGAUUCAGAUAAAUCUUCAAAAAUUAUUGUAAAUUAAUUUUAAAAAACCUAAAAUCAACUCCUCUCAUUUUAUUUUAGUACUCCACUUGUGUCAAACAGUGUUUUGCUAUGGUGUGUUUAUAAUAUAAUUAUAGUUUUGUUAUCUACAUAGGACGAAAGGUUAUUUUAGAGAGAAGGUAUAAAGCUUUGAUUAAGUCUAAGAAGCCCCACAAUACAUUUAUGGCAUUAUAUCACCUUCUUGAAAAUUGUAGCUGCACUUUGUUGGCAGCAAGUUGAACAUUUUUAUAAUAAUAAUUUGUGCACUUGGUAUUUAAGCAUUACAAUCAGGAUAGGUCACACUCUCUGCACUGAGUAAUAAUAAAAAGGAACAUUUGAACAUUAGGUAACAAACAGUGGAUAGUGAGAUAUGUAUAGGCACACUGAACAACAUAAAGAUGAAAUACAACAGUAGAAUGUAAUGCAGUGAAUAAAGAUAUGAAGGAAUAUAUAGAUUGCAAACACUGUAGAACUAGAAGUAGUUACAUAAUGGUGCACAUGAUGGACAAUAUUGCAUUAAAAAUUCAGGAAAGUAAUUCAGGGAUAGUACUUAGUGACUGAACAAAUAUGUUUUCAGAGAGCAUUUGAUCGUAGCCUUCAAGUCUGAGUGGUGAAUGUGGUGUGGAAAAGAGUUUGACUGAUAAUGGCUGUUGUUUGUAUAUGACUGUCUUUGUGGGAGAAAUGGAUAGAAUGCAAGAGUUUAUGCAAAGGUUUAGAGCAGGAGUAUGGACAGAAGAUUGAAAGACAGUGAAAACACCUACUCACAAAUCAAGACAUGUUGACUGGAUUUUGUUUUGUCCAUAUGACAAUAUUUUGCACUUAUCCUUUGUGUCAUAUGACUUUCCAUCACCCGAUGAAUAGAUUAUAAAGUGUCUAUCUUUUGUUUCCACGUCAUCAAUCAGACCACUCAUUUCAUUAUUUUCUUUUUCUUCAAAGUCUCAACACUCUUAAGAGAAAAUUUGUAAAAACAUAUCUCUUAUAAUCUCAGAUCAUCCCUGACAGAGACAUGCCAUAUUUUUUCUUUUGUUUGUCGAUUUCUGUGCAUUUUUAAAUGUAUAGGUGACCAUAUGGAUAGUGCCAUUUGGGUUUAAUGGCUCUUAGGUGUGUAGGGUUUUAAUUUUGCAAUUUUAGGCUUCCCAGAAAAGUUAGGAAGCAGAUUAAUGUUUUUAAAAAAAAAUUAAUACGUUUUUAUGCGCUUCCUCACUGUAGCAGUGAAUAUAUUUCUCAGCAUUAAGGUCUUCCAGAGAAACAAAAAAGGGGACAAGCACAAUCUGCUGACCAGUCUGCAAGGAAGAUGAUUGGGAUAUACUAGCAGCUUUUGGUUCCUGGGCAAACGUCAAGUCUUUGUUACUUCCCUGUGAUUAUGGACUAAGUGUUCACUAUGCAUCCAAACUUUUCCUACUCUGUCAGUUUUGUUCUGUUAGUAAAUGAAAGGAAAUAGCAGUAAAUUGUCUGACUUAUCAGAUCAAAUCAAAUCAGACUUUAUUGUCUGUCAAGGAUACCCAAGACAGAAAUUUUUCUUUUGCUCACAAAGGCAGGCAUACAUACUCAUACAGACAUUUAACACACAGUUAGUUAUGAAACAAGUUCGCACCAAUUUAUUUUUCACAUCAGUAGAGUUCUUGAGAAAACAUGUUUCUUCAAUUUUCAUUUCCUCUCCCUACUACUGCUACUGUUUACACAAAUUGGAAAGUCAAGUUUGCACGUGCUGUUUGUGCAUAGCACUUCUAGACAUUCUCACAUUCUUUAGAAAUGUGUUUCUGCUACUAUGCCAUGUGGAAAAGUUGUUGAUGAUUAUCAUUUUUUAAUGUAUCAGGAGUCGUUCCCCCCUCCACCUCUUCCAUUUGAAAUGUAUUUUUAAAAUGAAAGGGAAGAAUCUCUCAGAAAUAACUUCACAUAACAGCUCAGUUUUUCUGACUGCAAAAUGUAAAGGCUGUAUUCCCAGCCACUUAGCCACUCCCAGCAAGUCCCCAUUUCAGUUGCUUUAAAAAAGUGUCAUGCCAUCUAUGCGACAUGUGGUGUACAUAUGGUGCUUGUUUUUAAAAAAACUGAGUUUAAGAUAGGAGUAGUGAUAAAAUAUGAAAUCUGACAGGCAUGAACAAACCAUAUAUGUCAGUAUGUAUUUCAGCAUACAUUUAUUUUUGUUUAUGUUGUGCAUAAUAAUAUUUGGGUUUUUUUUUUUUCUUCUGCUGUUUGCUUAUGUGUGUGUAUGCAAAAAUAGUUGAAAAAAACUAUUCUUCCUUUAAUGGCACAAAAUAAAGGAUAAUUCAAUAAUUCAAAAGUACCUGUGAUUGGGAUGGACAAUUUGAUGACAUCAGGAGAUAACCAGCCCAUCCUUUGCCUAUAUGCUGUCCCAGGUGUGCAACUAUUUUCAAUACAGCUGCCACUUUGUCAUGGUGCCAGGAUGUUAAAUGGGGUGAGCACCAGCGAUCAAUGACUUACUGCAGCCGGGAACGCUAUCAAGUUUGUUUUAUUGAACAAGAUUUGCAGUUGUAAAGGUGUAUUGUGGCAGAUGCAAACUCCAGUGCAUUUCCAAUCCACUUGUUAGAUAACGUCUAAAAGUGAAUGAUAUCCAGCCAUGGAGCCUCUCUCAGCUGUGGAAUUGGAAUCUGCUUUGGUCAGCAUGGCACCAAACUCUGUACCAUCCAAGACUCAAACCUUGUCCUUGAUGCAAAUGUUAUUGCUAAACGCUGUUGUUUGUGGUGUUGAAAUCUGUGCCUGUGCAGGUUUUACCUACAUCCCACCCAUGUUGCUCAAGGCUGGCUACUCUGAAGAGGAGAUGAGCUUUAUCUUAGGUUUUGGCCCUUUGCUUGCCUUUUUCCUGGUCCCAUGGAUUGGUAGGGCAAGUGAUCGUUGUCGAAGCAAAUUUGGGAGACGCAGACCUUUCAUUUUAGCUCUGAGCAUCAUACUGGUAGUCUCCAUGUAUGUGAUACCCUUCGGUGAAUAUUUCACAAUAGCAUUUCUUGGAGAAAGUGACUUUAGUCACCGCCUGGGACUAUUUUUCCUGACAGUUGGUGCCAUAUUUCUUGAUUUUACUAGCCAGUCAUGCUUGACUCCAUGCGAGGCCAUGCUGAGUGAUGCUUCCCGCGAAUCUCAUCAGCAUGACAGAAUUUUUACAAUAUACUCCAUCAUGGUUAGUCUAGGUGGUGUCUUGGGAUAUCUUCUUACAGCUAUAGAUUGGACUACAAAUCCAAUAGGAUCCUACUUUGGAGGUCAGGAGGCCUCCAUCUUCUCCAUGCUCAUCAUCAUCUUCACAACAUCUCUUACGGCCACUCUUAUGACAGCAGAUGAGGUACCAUUGACAGCUCACCCAGCCAGUGUGGCCAUGAUUGCUCAGAAUGAUGUCCCUGCCUUGGAGAGCAGCAAGAUGUCUGCUGCUGGUGUGCAUGGACCGGCCACCCUUGUUCCCUGCCAGAUUCCCAUCAUUCAGAGUGCACAGGAAUCUGGAUACGAAUCAUCAAGCAGUGAUGAAGAUAGAGUAUUUACUGAUUCUUACCUGAAGGAGAGGACUAGAGUGUUUAAGAGUGGCAAUAACCGUCGCACGCCAAAGCGCUUCCGCUCAUUGCAGCGUUUCUUGACAAAGCUGAGUGUAAGUGUGCCUUCAAGAUCUCGUUUCUGUUCCUGGGUUAUAGACUGCUUGAAAGUUGUGUUAGCUAAUGUCCACCGUAUGCUGCCAAAACAGAUUCAGCAGUUCUUUUGCAUCCCACGGGUACUUCGUUACCUGGCCCUUGUCAACUUCUGCAGCUGGACUGGGGUUAUGGGCUUUAAUCUCUAUUUCACAGACUUUGUAGGGCAGGUUGUCUACAAUGGAAAUCCCAACUCUCCUGAAACAACACCUGAGGGUCACCUGUACGAUGAAGGUGUGCGGAUGGGUAGUUGGGGGCUGCUCCUGCACUGUCUGACUUCAGCAUGCUAUGCAAUGGUGAUUGAACGAUUGACAGAAACUUAUGGCUAUCGCACAACCUACCUUGUAGGAAUGACAUCAUUUUGCUUUGCCAUGACUGGUAUGGUGCUGGUGCACAAUGUGGUGUUUAUCACAUUGAUGGCUGGGUUGACUGGUGUGGCCUAUGCCACGCUCACAACAGUGCCUUUCAUGUUGGUCACAUUGUAUCACACUGAUCGCAAGACUUACUUUAAAGAUUUACCUGCAAGUACUGCAAACAAUCCAGAGCAUGGGAUUGGCACUGACAUGGCAACUCUUGACUCAGCAUAUUUCCUAUCAGAGGUGAUUCUGACAGUCAUCAUGGGCACCAUUGUCCACAUCACUGGUACUGUCGUCAGUUACAUGGUGGCUGCUGGUGCCUUUGGCCUGCUUGCAUGCAUAUUCACUCAGUGGAUUGUGGUGCAUGAAGGUGUAACAAAUGAGAUCACUAUUAGUUGAUUGAAUAUAGACAGAUUGGUGGCCUUAUCACUCAACAUUUUUUGUUGUAUGAUUGUCUUUAUCUCAUAUGUCUUCCAUAUGCAGGAAAUAUGGUUGUUAUGAGGGAUAAUGUAGGUUUUUUUGUUAAGCACUAGGGCAAUAAUGUCCUUAGUCUUCCACAAGCUGGUGACAUGAUUCAUUCUCUUUGUGUAUUACAAGAAGUUCUUGGAUGUCAAACUGCCUGGGGUGAGCAAAAUAUGGUAUUCAGAACAUCAAUAGAAAAGUCUGCUCAGGGCACUAAAGUGUGAUGUGACUGUGAUGUAACCGUGUUAUAGAGCACAUUUCAUGCCAAGGGAACUUUUCUUUUGGAGACUGAAAAUUCAUUAUACAUUUUUUAUAUGUGUUCUGAGUUGUCUAAAAUAUUUGGCAGAUUGUUGGGUAUGAGAGUGAGAAAAGAGAAUGUUAAAGGAAUAUAUAUAUAUAGAAAGAGUAUUAGAUAUAUUGGGCUGAAAUUAUAUGUACACACAUUUUGCUGCAUUUUAAUUUUAUAGAAACUUGAGUUUUAAAAGCCAAGUGAAAAAAGCAACAGCAGACAUUUUUUAAUGUAUCUUGAAAUUUACAAAAAUUGAAACUUUAUUUGAAUAUAAGAUCUAGAAUAUUCCUCGAACCGCAUAUAUUUUCUCAAGUAUCUCACAACUUAAAUGUUUUAUUUUCAAAGAACCAUGUGCACCCAUCAUUCAAUGCCAGGAAGCUAAUCUUUUCUUAAGAUAGAGCUCAAGUUCACCUCUACAGUCUUUAGAUUUAUUGUGAUGUGUUCAGUAUAUUGCAUUGGGUUCAUAAGUUGGCCUCUCUCUUUCUGGGAGCGGUCCGGUGGCGCAACGGUUAGCGCUGUUAGCGCCUGUCACCAAUACAGUGAAGGUUGGCUGCCCUGAGUUCAUUUCUCGUCUUGGGCACGCUGAUCUUUCUCUGCACGUGGCAUCUGCUUACAGGGCUGGCUGCUUGCCGUAAUAUAGCCUUAGCUGCUGACACGGCGUAAAACACCAAUUCCCCUCCCCCCUCUCUUUCUGGGUGGUUGAUACUUAUUUGUGUGUCAGAGACAAAAAUAAGAUAUCCUGAAAGUGUUCUUCUAAUGAGGAAGAUUGUAGAAAAUUUUUUUAUUGCUUUUUGUGGAUUGAUCUUUAUUAUCAGCAAAAGGAGAUUUUUAAAAAUGUUUCUCAGUUUUGGGUGGAGUAAAUAUUAAUAUAUAUUCAAAAUUUUGAAUAAAUAGCUUUGUUUCGAUCCAAAAAUAUAUUUUGAUAAAAUAUCUUUUUAUUGUUCAAGACAGUUGUAGACGUGAGGUCCUCAGAUCUCUGGCUGAAAUGUUUGCGAAUUUACUAUCAUUUUUCUUCCCUUGAAACAGCUACCUAAUAGGACCAAGUUAAUUCAAGCUUUGUAAAAGGGAGUCCACCAUUGAUUUUUAUAUUAAUGAAAUUGAGUCAAUCUUAGUUUUGUGAUCUUGGUGCAGAUACAUGCCUCUAUAUUCAUAAUAUAACAGAAAUGAAGGAUCUGAGCAGAGCAGUGUUUUAGCUUCUUAAUAAUGCACUGGCUAAAAUCUUCAGUGUCUGUUGCCAUUAAAUGGAAAAAAACAGCUGCUGACUAGAUUCAAGAACAAAAAUUGGCAGAGAGACAGUAGUAUGUAAAUGCAUGCAAAAAAAUGUGAAGAGAGGAAAAACAUUCUGGCAAAAAUAGAUAAAAAAUUAAUUAACAGUUCACUUUGCUUUUUAGUAACACUUUGUGUUCCGUUAAACUGCCAGCAUCUUUAAACUUACUUUAAUGUUUGACUGAGGUUACUCUUUAACAAUUGAUUGAUUAUACUAUUGUAUCAGUAAAUCAAAGAUUUCAGAUUCCCCAAAUAAUUCAUCUUCAUAUUUCCCUUCCAUAUAGCAAGGAAUACAUUUUAACGGCUUGUUUGCAAACUACUAUGACCAAAUCUAAUGUCUUACCAAAAUCAAUCUGCCCAGAAACUGUUCUUUGAGACUGUACCAAUAUACCUUUCCAGAGGCAGUAAAUCUACACACGGUUAUUAACUUGUCUUUCUGUAAAUGUUGACAGGAAAGGGAAACAUAUUUUCAGAAAAAAAUGUUCAUCUGUCCUUGGAUGGUUCAGGAUAUGCAUACUCGUAAAUGCAGUUUAUCUAGAGUGUUGGGGAAGAAAAGGCAACAAGGGAGAAGAGAUGUGAAGCUGGCCUCAAGAAAAGUGAGAUCUCUAACACCUCAUUCCCUCAAAACCUGAAAAAGGUUUACCUUACUGAUCACUGGGUGAAGUGCAGGGAUAGACGUGAUAGCUGACAAAGACCAAAGAUAUUAUGUCUGGUUAGGGGCAGGAGAGAAGAGAUUACGAAUGUUUCUGGAACUUGCAGAGUGUAAAGUUGAGAGAACAAAUUCUGUAGGUGCAUCAGAUUUUGUUAGGCUAUGUGUUGUUGUUGUGAAGUUGUUUAG
Pomacea canaliculata is the source of this 7228-nucleotide messenger RNA. RefSeq names its product solute carrier family 45 member 3-like. Gene Ontology annotation, cellular component: membrane. The coding region runs from base 2970 to 4772 and encodes 600 amino acids. Gene Ontology annotation, molecular function: sucrose:proton symporter activity. The transcript has 7 exons. NCBI's taxonomy places the organism in Eukaryota, Metazoa, Mollusca, Gastropoda, Architaenioglossa, Ampullariidae. Gene Ontology annotation, biological process: transmembrane transport. The record is from RefSeq and is a predicted model, not a curated record.